CUCUCUCUGAGAAAAAAAAAAGACUAAAUAAGGCUACACGUUUUGCGAGCCAAUUUUUAUUCUUUUUUAUCCCUCCCCUCCUCGCUUGUUCUUCUUUCUUUUACCGUUCUCUUCUUCCACUUUUCUUUCUUUCGUUUUGCGCAGAACUCCAGCUCGUGCUGCCUUCUCGCUCCCCUCAUUCCUACACUUCUCCCUUUCUUUCUUUCCACUUGGGUUCGCGUCCCGAUCAUACUAUUCCAAUCCCUAACCCCGCUUACCAUCGUUUUUAUUUACCAAUCUAACCUACAUCACUUUAUCCAUCGUAUCCACCAUCAUCUUCAUCUUCAUCUCCACCACCAUUACAACCCUCGUCUAUCUCCAAACCAACAUCUGAACCAUCUGAACCAACCCCCUUUUCUUUCUCUUGCUCUCUCUACCACCGCCCUUAUAAACAACGCCAUUUUUUUUUCGGUUUCUUCCCCAUCUUUUGAGAAUUAUACCUUGUAAAAAAUGUCAACCGAUUCAUCACAAGUCUCGCAAUCUGCGGCAAGUGAGGCUACUAGUAAUGCUAUUAGCAGCAGCAGCAGCAGCGAAGCUUCUUCGAGUUCAUCGCUAGCGACGGCAAAGUCUAUUGAGCAACAACACAAUAACAACCCUACUACUACUAGCAAGACCUCAACAACAACGCCCACGCCAACAAAGAAGCGCACUCGGGCCACUGCAGAGCAGCUGGCUGUGCUUGAAGAUACAUUCGCUGUCAAUGUCAGUCCAAACAGCAAACUUCGCAAGCAGCUUGCAGAACGACUACAAAUGAGCGAACGAUCGAUUCAAAUUUGGUUCCAAAACAGACGAGCCAAAGUCAAACACAUGCAGAAGCGCGCGCAAAUGCAGAUGCAACAGGCUUCUAUUCGUGCUCAGCUGUACCAUUACCAUCAACAGCAGUAUGGUGCUCAUCCAUAUGGUAGUCCUCAUCAUCAACAGCACCAGCACCAUCAGCAUGGCCCACCGUUGAUGCCUCUUCAGCCUCAUCAUCAUCAUCAUCAGCAGCAGCAGCAACAACAGUACUACUGUCCACAACCUUAUCCUACUACUUCUCCAUCUACACGAGUGCCGCUUCCUCGUGCCCAAAGCGUUGAUACCAUCCAGCAACAUCAUCCUGUGCAACAACAACCCACAUCGACCACCACCACCACCACUACUCCGCCACCUUCCCACCUCUAUUAUCCUCCGACGCAUCCUCAUCACCAGCAGCAAUGGCCCGACACCACCACUGUAUCAUCACCUACAUCUUCCGCCACUCCAACUCAUCCUUAUAACAACUCGACCAUACCCACUUUGGUGCCUGUCCCGGAUGCUGGCCCAACUGCCAUGUUAACCACCUCAGAUUUUGGUUAUGCGCCUACCACACCAGCUGCAACACCUCCCGCACCAACGACCAUGGCCAAUGACCUUUGGUGUACACCUGAUGCAUUUGAUCGCACUCAAUCUGUCGGUUUAGCAGUCUCUGAUCCGACUACUGGUGAACUCGUCAGCCCUGUGAGGGCACUUAGCGACCCCAUAGUGACCACCAUUGACCCAUCGAGUCUCAUGAUGACACCCCCUGCAACAAGCACUACCAGCAGCAGCGGUGGCAGUGAGAGUAGCCAAACAUCAUCGCAAGAACACCAACACGUAGACGAAAUUAAUAAUAACAAUAAUAACAACAACACAUCAUUGAACGCAACCACAUUGACCAUUGGUUCUUGGCAUCGACUCAAGCUACGCUCAAACGAUCUAUUAUGCGUAUAUCAGCCCGACCGACGCAUGUUUGCGUGGCACAUUGCCGAUAAUGGCAGUCUGUUCCGUAUGGAGAUUUCCUUGGAAGCCGUUGCAAGUAUCGAAUACAUUGCUGGCGAUUGUGAUGUCCUUGCCGAUGUACAUUUCGACAUUAGUGAACCGCCCCAGUUCUACAUGCAGCAACAAAAGGAGGAAGACAGCCCCAUUGGAGAUGAUGAACAGCAACAAGAGCAACAGUGGAUUCAAUGCAGCGAUUUCACUGAAGGAAAGCAAGCAUCGAGGUUCUUUCGCCAUUCGCUUAAAGGUGUGGCUCAUCACAUGAAACAAGAGUUCCUGAAUUUGAUGGAUAAGCACGAGGAGACGCGUCGUCUUGUACGAUUCAUCGAGACGCCUAUUCCAACUGCAUUGACUGCGGCAUAUCAGCCUACUACAGCUGCUGAUGCUACCUCCAUCAUUGAAGAUCCCAUGUUUCACUCACAGCCAUCGUCCUCGUACAUGUACUGGAAUCCAAUGGCGGCCACAGCCGCUACGCCGUUCAUGGCGGAACCGUGUAGCUUCUUGAGCUAAAAGAAAAAAAUAACAAUCAUAUUCCUCCUUCUUCUAACAUCCACCCCCAUAGUAUCAUUCAUCCCACAUAUAUCAGUAUCAUCUUUCCCUUCUAUACUCUCUCGCAACACACGUUCCUCCAUUGAAAGCAAAAACGAAACUUUCUAAAUUUCUCUUCACCAAUCCCCUUUCCUCCCCAACCCUGUGUUUAUAUGUAUCUUUUGUUCACCAUUUGUUGCAUUUGUUAUUCCAUUUUUUAUUAUUUUCUUCUUCGGUUUAUUUUGUCUGUCACGCGUUGUGAAAAUCUUUUUUCUUUGUAAAAUAAAGUAUGUAUAUUUGGCUCUCGUUAA
Molecule: messenger RNA, 2651 nt
Organism: Zychaea mexicana
Lineage: Eukaryota; Fungi; Mucoromycota; Mucoromycetes; Mucorales; Lichtheimiaceae
Exons: 2
Coding region: 490-2322 (610 amino acids)
Biological process (GO): neuron differentiation; regulation of transcription by RNA polymerase II
Cellular component (GO): nucleus
Molecular function (GO): DNA-binding transcription factor activity, RNA polymerase II-specific; RNA polymerase II transcription regulatory region sequence-specific DNA binding
Source: RefSeq, a predicted model, not a curated record